UGGGGGCGGUCCGAACACAUCAGGAAAUAGAUGCGGGCGCGUGUUCUUCUUUGUUUCUAUGAGCAGUGAAGAGUUUACAGGUAGAGAUGAUCGGUUUAUUGUUUCUGCUCCGGCUGCUGGUUUUCAUCAGACCCGCAGCUGAAGCGUUGGACAACGGUCUGGCUCUGACUCCCACCAUGGGCUGGCUGCACUGGGAGAGGUUCAUGUGUAACAUCGACUGUGACAAGGAUCCGGAGAACUGCAUCAGUGAGCGUCUCUACAUGCAGAUGGCAGACGUGAUGGUGAAGGAGGGCUGGAGAGAAGCCGGCUACGAGUACGUCUGCAUCGAUGACUGCUGGCCCUCCCGUCAGCGGGAUGCCCAGGGCCGCCUGCAGGCAGACCCCAAAAGAUUCCCUGGGGGCAUCAAGAAACUGGCCGAAUAUAUCCACUCUAAGGGUCUGAAGCUGGGUAUCUAUGCAGAUGUUGGGAAAAACACCUGUGCUGGAUACCCCGGCAGUCUGGGUCACUACGAGACCGACGCUCAGACUUUUGUCGACUGGAAUGUGGACCUGCUCAAGUUUGACGGCUGCUUCAUGGACUGGACCUUGCUGGGGGAAGGCUACACAAACAUGUCAAAAGCACUGAACCAAACCGGAAGAAGUAUCCUGUACUCCUGCGAGUGGCCUUUAUACGAGUGGGCUUUCAAAAAGCCAAACUACACAGCCAUCCGUGAGGCAUGUAACCACUGGCGCAACUACGAUGACGUGUACGACUCGUGGAGCUCGAUCAAAUCCAUCUUGGACUGGACUGCUUCUCAUCAAGACAUCAUCGUCCCCCCGGCUGGACCUGGGGGCUGGAAUGACCCUGAUAUGCUGGUCAUUGGGAACUUUGGCCUGAGUCACGACCAGCAGGAGUCUCAGAUGGCUCUGUGGGCCAUCAUGGCGGCUCCUCUGCUCAUGUCCAACGACCUGAGGCACAUCUGUCCUCGCUCCAAGGGGCUGCUACAGAACAGACGCAUCAUAGAGAUCAGCCAGGACCCGCUUGGCCAGCAGGGAUACUGCACCAUCAAGGUGGACAAUUUUGAGGUGUGGGAGAGGCCUCUGUCUCACAAGCGUCUGGCUGUCGCUGUUCUGAACAGACAGGAGAUCGGGGGUCCCCGGGGGCUGGUCAUCAGAGCGGUUCCCGGCUGGAAGAUCUGUGACCCCCAGUGUAAUGUGACACAGAUCCUGCCUCAGUACAGGGAGCUGGGUGUUCAGACUCUAAAGAGCAAAGUGGUUUUAUCAGUGAACCCUUCAGGUACCGCUCUUCUCACCCUCACUCCCAUCAGCAGCAGGUUUAAGAUGAUGCACUGGCAGGACACGAAUGUCAAGCACAAGCAGGAAACCAUUUUGUAAUCCACAGGUGGUUUGGCCAUCUGCCAGAACUACAUUGAUUAAGUCAAGGUGUAAAAUUAGUUGCGUUUGUGCAAUAGACCAAAUACUUUUUUUUAAUGGGGAAACGGGAAUUUUUGAAUUAUUUUAGUUGGCUUGAAUGGGUUUGACACUGGGAUAAACUACAGUAUACUGUUGGCUUUAUAUGUUGAGUAAAUCACUGGAAUGUUUUUGUACACUUGAUGUGAAUUGUCUAGAAUAUGCUGACGAGAUUUAAUCUCAAAAGGGCAUGUGUAGAAUGUGGUGGAAUAUAUCUGAACAAAUAUUCUGUUUUAGUGUUUUAUCACCUGAGACUAAGAAUUGUAUUAUCCUCGAGUGAGACUGGCUCUAGAAGGAGUCUUGAGUUCAUGUUACCUGAAGUGUAGGUUCUGGCCAGUUGGAAAAAGGUAUUUAGUUGUAAGAUGAAACUUUAACUUGAUGCUAAUAAAUCCUACUCAGUGAACAUUUUAAAAACUUGAAUUUUGUACAUUUGACAUGCACUGUGAAAAUAAAGGGAAAAAUACCACUCAA
Molecule: messenger RNA, 1919 nt
Organism: Hippoglossus stenolepis (Pacific halibut)
Lineage: Eukaryota; Metazoa; Chordata; Actinopteri; Pleuronectiformes; Pleuronectidae
Gene: gla
Product: galactosidase, alpha
Exons: 7
Coding region: 87-1373 (428 amino acids)
Biological process (GO): oligosaccharide metabolic process; glycoside catabolic process; glycosylceramide catabolic process
Cellular component (GO): cytoplasm
Molecular function (GO): alpha-galactosidase activity
Source: RefSeq, a predicted model, not a curated record